Triticum turgidum subsp. durum (durum wheat) is the source of this 1041-nucleotide messenger RNA. Lineage: Eukaryota; Viridiplantae; Streptophyta; Magnoliopsida; Poales; Poaceae. The record is from the annotation of a GenBank genome assembly.
AUGGAGGUGGCGAUGGUGGAGUGGUGGCCAUGGUUCGGAUCGGCUGUGGCGAGCACCAUUUUCCUAUGGUCCAUGGUGCAGAACCACAUCCCGGAUGCCCUCCGCCUCAACCUCGCCGCUUUGGCCGCCAAGCUCACCGCCUACUUCAACCCUUACCUCCAGAUCACCAUCUCGGAGAACGGCGCCCAGCGCUGGAAGCGAAGCGAACUCUUCCUCGCCGUCGAGGCCUACCUGAGCGACGCAUGUGCCCGUCGCGCGCGCAGGCUCAAAGCCGAGCUCGGCAAGGACAGCAAGAACAUCCAGGUCUCCAUCGACGACCACGAGGGAGUCACCGAUGACUUCUCCGGCGCCACGCUCUGGUGGCACGCCUCCAAGCAGCGACCCAAUGCCAAUGUCAUCAGUUUGUACCCUGGCGAGGACGAGAAGCGCUUCUACCGGGUCACCUUCCAUAAGCGACACCACGACCUCGUCGUCGAUUCUUACCUGCCUUUCGUCCUCGGCGAGGGCCGCACCAUCAUCAUCAAGAACCGCCAGCGCCUCCUGUUCACCAACAAAGCCAGCGGCAGCUCGAGCCCUUACGGGGCCAGGACCGCCUGGAGCCAUGUACCGUUCGAGCACCCGGCGACCUUCGACACCCUUGCCAUGGACCCCAAACAGAAGGAGGACGUCAUCGACGACCUCAUGGCAUUCCAAGAGAGCAAGGAGUACUACGCUAAGGUCGGCAAGGCGUGGAAGCGCGGGUACCUCCUUUACGGCCCGCCCGGCACCGGCAAGUCCACUAUGAUAGCCGCCAUGGCCAACUUCCUCGACUACGACGUCUACGACCUCGAGCUCACGGCCAUCAACAACAACACCGAGUUGCGAAAGCUCUUCAUCGAGACGACGGGCAAGUCCAUCAUCGUCAUAGAGGACAUUGACUGCUCCGCCGACCUCACCGGAAAACGCCGCAAGGACAAGAAGGCCUCUCGCGACAAGGACUCCGAUGGAAACGACAAACCCAAGUACCAAUCGAGCCAGAGAAGGAUGACGCGACCAAGGUGA